Molecule: messenger RNA, 2728 nt
Organism: Aureobasidium pullulans EXF-150
Lineage: Eukaryota; Fungi; Ascomycota; Dothideomycetes; Dothideales; Saccotheciaceae
Product: putative ATP-dependent RNA helicase
Exons: 1
Coding region: 178-2658 (826 amino acids)
Cellular component (GO): intracellular anatomical structure; catalytic step 2 spliceosome
Molecular function (GO): ATP binding; RNA binding
Source: RefSeq, a predicted model, not a curated record
AUGUUUGUGCUCUGCAUCGCGCUUGUCGCGGCAAGUUCGCGCUUCGUGGAGAGGGCUGCCAUGUCUUGGCGGUCGCCGAGGCUUUGGAGAUUUUGGGAAAUUUUGGAAGCGUGACCAUCUAGGUAGAUCGCAACUUCUCGAAAUAUAUCCAUUGCAAGGAUCCCACAAAAAUAUACAAUGAGUGUGACCAACGAAUCAGGCGUGUCGCAGGGCCAAAAACGCAAGCGAGAAGAGAAGGACGUGAACAACAAGAAGUCACCAGGCGAUAAACCAAUCUACAAGAACUUGCAGCUCGCCGAAUCACAAAAGGACGCUCCGAAGAAAUCGAUAUACAAGAACAUACAAAUCGCCGAUACACUGAAGGCACAAUCUAAAGCAAAGAAGCAACGCCUUGACAAGUCGCAAAGGCCACAGCCCAAGUUCAAGAACCUGCAAAUCGCCGAGCCGCAAAAGACAGAGUCAAGAGGAGCGCAGAGCGAGAAGGCACAGGAGAAUCAGUCGCAAAGGGAGAACACAAGAGACAACAGAACACACAACCCGCUUGCGGCGCGACAGAACAAGCUACUGCAAGUGCGCCAACAACUCCCCAUCUGGCCAGAAGCCACAAACAUCCGCAAUGCACUUCUCGAAAACCACGUCUUGAUCCUUGCUGGUGAGACUGGUAGUGGUAAAUCAACCCAGGUCCCGCAGUUCCUCGAGACUUCUGUAUGGUGUACUGGACGCAUCGCCGUCACCCAGCCUCGUCGUGUCGCUGCUGUCUCGCUUGCUCGCCGUGUCGCCGAUGAGAUGGGCACACCACUUGGAAAAAGCCCGCAAUCUUUGGUUGGUUACAAUGUGCGUUUCGAUGACAAUGUCGGCAAGAACAACAGAAUCAAGUUCCUGACCGAGGGAAUGUUGUUGCAAGAGAUGUUGAGAGAUCCUGCCUUGACUGAAUACAGUUGCGUCGUUGUCGAUGAAGUUCACGAGCGAAGUGUCAACGUAGACUUGCUUCUCGGUUUCCUGAGAGGUCUUGUAACUGGUACAAGUGAAGCGGUCAAGAAGCGAAAAGGCAAGCCUCUCAAGGUUGUUGUCAUGAGUGCUACAGCCGACACCGAGAAAUUGAAGGAUUUCUUCGGCGAGGGCUUCGAACAGGUGCCAGCCAAAGGCAGCAUAACUACUUUUGGCGAUGAGCCAACGAGCUCGACAAAGGAUGAGACACUGGUGGAUAAAUCGCAAGAACUCUCCACUUCAGCCUCAGGCAAGAUUUCAACAUGUUUCGUCGAAGGCAGAAUGUAUCCCGUACAAACAGAAUAUCUUUCUGAGCCGACACGAGACUUUUCAGAAGCAGCCUUGUUACAGAUCUUCCAGAUCCACCGCAAGGAGCCCAUGCCUGGAGACAUUCUGGUUUUCUUGACUGGACAAGAUGUUGUCACCGAUCUACAACAAGCCAUCGAAGACAUGAUUCCGAACGUCAUCACCAGGGACUCUGGUUUGCCUAAACUUGUUGUCCUACCACUUUUCGCCGCUCUUCCUCAGGCUCAGCAACAAGCUAUCUUCGCACCCGCCCCUCCAAACACACGAAAAGUCAUCUUGGCAACCAACAUCGCUGAGACAUCCAUUACUGUACCUGGUGUUCGCUUCGUCGUUGAUAGUGGAAAGGCCAAGGUCAAGCAGUUCCGUGUUGGUCUUGGUCUUGACUCGCUCCUCGUCAAGGACAUCUCAAAGUCAUCCGCAAUCCAACGUCAAGGUCGUGCAGGAAGAGAAGCAGCCGGUAAAUGUUUCCGCCUCUACACGAAGUCCAACUUCGAAGCUCUGGAGAAGGACGCCAUCCCGGAGAUCUUGCGAUGUGACUUGAGUUCUGCCGUGCUCACGAUGAAAGCGAGGGGCAUUCAGGAUGUCAUGAACUUCCCUCUUUUGACACGCCCGACAAGAGAAGCCAUGGAGCGCGCAUUGCUACAUCUCCUUCAACUCGACACGUUGAAGCCAGAAGAUGGAGAUAUCAGCGAUCUGGGUCGCAAAAUCGCAAGACUGCCCCUGACGCCAGCUCUAGGUAGAACAAUCAUCGCAGCCGCCAACCCCGAAAUGGGCUGUCUUCUCCCAGUCAUCGACAUCGUAGCCUGCUUCAGUGUCGAAAACAUCUUCCUCGAAGUCAAAGACCAAGACGCCAACGACGAAGCCAGAGAAGCACGGAAAGCGCUUUUCCGCCGUCAAGGAGAUCAUUUGACCCUCCUCACCGCCGUCCAAGCCUAUGCCUCCGAACGCACCGAUCGCAAAGCAUGGGCCCAAAAACACCUCGUCUCCCACCGCGCCAUGCAAUCAGUAAUGGACGUCCGCAAGCAACUCCGCGCCCAAUGCCAACAAGCCAAACUCCUCAGCCCCUCGGAUCUCGCCAAUGCCGAAGACGAUCUCGACACCAUCUCCGAAUCCACCGCCGACAAUAUCCUAAAAUGCUUUUUACGUGGUUUCCCGUCCAAUGUGGCCAGACCGAUCCCAGAUGGAAGUUACAGGACCAUUGAGGGACAUGUGGCUGUGGCUAUUCAUCCCAGCAGUGUGCUUUAUGGUAGGAAGUUGGAGGCGAUCUUGUAUAACGAGUUUGUUUAUACUAAUAGGACUUAUGCGAGGGGUGUCAGUGCUGUGCAGAUGAAUUGGUUGGAGGAGAUUUAUGCUGCGCCUGCGUAGAUUGUGUGGGUAUGAAGUACAAACAUACAUAAUAGAGUAAAUGCGUUGUCAUGGAGUUUGUUUCUGACAC